AUAUAUCUUUCUGAUGUCCAUAACCAACCAAAAAAAAGAAAAAAGAAAAAAUGAGGAAAGAGACUAGAAUUCCAACUCUCUUGCACACAUCCAUGGAGUCACUACACCUGAACAAUACAAAAGACCACGAGAGAGAUACCAAACUGCUCGAUGAUGAGCAGGGUUGCAUGAAAAUUUCAUGUUUCUUCUGCACCAUGAAUGAUCCAGAUCCAUCACUUCGAAAAGUUAAAAUCAUUCGGUGCUUCAAAGAAAUGCCUUCCAGGAAUGACGAUGAACUCAUCUUCGCAUUAAGCAGCCUGUGGAACAUCGCCAUGACAAAACCAGACGAUCCAGAAUUCCCGUCCCUUGGGAUAUUUGAAUGCAUGGCGAAACUAAUCCACAGAGCCGUCGGUGACAAGAAAUGGCUGCUUAGAGAUCAGAAUAUCUAUAUCCCUUACUACGCAGCACAUAUUAUCGGCUCCUACACCAUGAGCAAGGUUCGUUUUGUGGAUAAGGCGAUCAAAUCAGGCGCGGUUUCGGCACUGUUGGAGCUUUUGAGAGGAAGGAUUACUUGGGUAGAGCAGCGAGUUGCAGUACGAGCUCUGGGUCAUAUUGCCAGCCACGACAGAACCUUCAAAGACAUUGCUGUGCAUGAAUCUGAAAUCAUAGAAUUAGUCAUGGAGAUAGCUUCAACAUGUCUCGACGAGGUCUAUCAAAAAUUCAUUGACCAGAAGGAAUCGAACAGAUUGAAAUACCACUGCAACCUGCUUACAAGAGGGCUUGAUGGAUUGGAGAUUGAGAAUGGAAAAGCAGAGGAAUGGGCUAGCCAGCUUCAAUGCUGGUCGCUCUAUCUCCUAAAUUGCUUUGCAUGCAGAGAAAAGUCUCUGAGUUUAAUAUGCAGGAAAGAAUUCUUGAGGAAAUUAUGCAGAAUGUGGGGUGGUUUGACAAAUCCUACUUCGCCUGCUGGCAUUGGACUUAUAAGAACUCUGUGUAACACCAGAACAGGAAGACAAAGCAUAGCAGAUUUACAUGAAGUUGUAGAGACACUCGGCAAUAUCUCAAGGUCCUCGGAUGAUUGGCAAGAGAUGGCUAUAGAUUGUCUUUUUCUACUUCUCAAAGACCCAGAAACCAGAUACAAAGUAAUCGAUAUUGCAGUUUUGUUUCUCGUUGAUCUUGUCGAACUCAGAGGCAAUACUGGAGCAAGGCAUAAAGUUGGAGAGAUUAUCACACAGACACUGCUACUGGAUUACCAUAAGGUCAGGUAUGGUGGUUUGAGAUUGAAGAGCAUAAAUGCUGAGAAAGCUUUGGAGGAAAUUUGGGAUUUGAAGGUUGACAGGAAAAAGAGAGAGAAACUAAUGUCUGAUGAAGAAAUUCGAAAGAGAAAAUUGUCUGUGACCCAGAUGAAAAAGGAAGGAAAUCUACACUUUUUGUCAGGGGAAAUUGAAAAGGCUGUGAUGAAGUACUCGGAAGCUUUGGAUUUGUGCCCACUCAAAAUGCGAAAAGAGAGAGUUGUGCUUCACAGCAACAGAGCUCAGUGUCAUUUACUGCUGAAAAACCCAGACUUAGCUAUCAGUGACACGACCAGAGCUCUAUGCUUAUCCAGUGCGACUAGUCCUCACGGUAAGAGCCUGUGGAAAAGAUCACAAGCUUAUGACAUGAAAGGGUUGGGGAAAGAAAGCUUGAUGGACAGCUUGCUGUUUGUUAAAGGCCGUGUCAAGUCUAAGAAAGCCAAACUUGCUAGAAUCCCAUACUACGCAGCACGUAUGAUUAACAAGCAGAUGGAAGCCACGUGGAUUUUUGCUCCAUCCGGGUCAAGGAUAUAUAACAAAGACGAAGACAAAGUACAAAAAUCCAACGACCAAAAUGAAAUUGACCUGGUCAACAUUCUCCACGAUGAGCCCACUAUCGUAGAAGAACCUUUGGUUGAAAAACAAUGGAGGAGACGAAAGCUUCAAAGUGAUGGAAGAAGUGAAAAAAGUAUCAGUUUCACUGCUGGAUUGUCACAAAGUGUAAACAGGGUAAGGGACAGGGACGUGAUCAAGAGCUGUGCAUCACAAAUUCAUGAGGUGGUGGAUAGAAGAAUUUUAUCAACGAAUACAAACCGUUGAUCAGCAAGAAUCAGCUCUGACAUGGACUUGGACCAAGGACUUCCAUGUAAUUCUAAAAGAACAUAACCCAUACGGCACGGCGGAUUUGGCUGUACGACUGGUCGUAGGACAACUGACAUACUAUAUUACUCAAGAAUAAUAUUUACAUGUCUUUGUUACUGUAACUUAACUUUUCUAGAAGGCCUGUUGCUUUAUCGUGCAUAUAUGGUGAGCAAUCUACCUGAUAGCACAUUUAUUUAUUAUUAUUAUUUUUUUUAGUCC
Molecule: messenger RNA, 2348 nt
Organism: Ziziphus jujuba (common jujube)
Lineage: Eukaryota; Viridiplantae; Streptophyta; Magnoliopsida; Rosales; Rhamnaceae
Exons: 2
Coding region: 51-2087 (678 amino acids)
Molecular function (GO): protein binding
Source: RefSeq, a predicted model, not a curated record